Molecule: messenger RNA, 1694 nt
Organism: Ochotona princeps (American pika)
Lineage: Eukaryota; Metazoa; Chordata; Mammalia; Lagomorpha; Ochotonidae
Gene: FLAD1
Product: flavin adenine dinucleotide synthetase 1
Exons: 8
Coding region: 104-1576 (490 amino acids)
Biological process (GO): FAD biosynthetic process
Molecular function (GO): FMN adenylyltransferase activity
Source: RefSeq, a predicted model, not a curated record
CCGGAGCCCUGUAGAGCUGGCGGGCCUCCACCGCUUUCGGCCCUUCUCCGGGGGUCUGGGUGCCUACUGGAGGGCCUGGUGUAGAGGCAGAGAGGACAGAAGCAUGGCAUCUAGGGCCUCCGAGCCGCCCCAGGGGCGCAGCGUGACAGCGGGCAUCAUCAUUGUCGGAGAUGAGAUCCUCAAGGGCCACACUCAGGACACAAACACCUACUUCCUGUGCCGGACAUUACGUUCCCUGGGAGUCCAGGUCUGCCGGGUUUCUGUCGUGCCAGAUGAGGUGGCCACCAUCGCGGCCGAGAUCGCCGCCUUCUCCAGCCGCUUCACCCACGUCCUCACUGCAGGCGGCAUCGGCCCCACGCACGACGACGUGACUUUUGAGGCAGUAGCACAAGCCUUUGGAGAUCAGCUACAACCACAUCCCGAGCUGGAAGCGGCCAUCAAAGCCUUUGGCAGCAAGGGCUGGGAGAAGCUGACAUUGGUGCCUUCCUCUGCCCGCCUGCAUUACGGCACGGACCCCCGCACGGGCCGCCCCUUCAGGUUCCCGCUGGUCUCUGUCCGAAAUGUCUACCUCUUCCCAGGCAUCCCGGAGCUGCUGAAGCAGGUGCUGGAAGGGCUGAAGGAACUAUUCCAAAACACAGCGGUCCGAUUCCAUUCGAGGGAACUGUACGUGGCCGUGGGCGAGGCCUCCAUCGCCCCUGUCCUGGCCCAGGCCCAGGCCCACUUUGGGCGUAGCCUCAGCCUGGGUUCCUACCCGGACUGGGGUAGCAACUACUAUCAGGUGAAACUGACUCUGGAUUCGGAGGAAGAGCAGCCCUUGGAGGAAUGUCUGGCCUAUCUGGCCACCCGUUUGCCCCCGGGAUCGCUGGUCCCCUACCAGCCCAAUGCUGUGGAGCAGGCCAGCGAAGCUGUGUACAAGCUCGCUGCAUCAGGGUCUUCUCUAGGAAAAAAGGUUGCCGGCGCCUUGCAGAUCAUUGAGAGUGCCCUGGCCCGCUACCGCCUGCCUCAGCUCUGCGUGGGCUUCAAUGGUGGCAAGGACUGUACCGCCCUCCUACACCUGUUCCAUGCAGUUGUGCAGAGGAAAUUCCCUGACGUUCCAAAACCCCUCCAGAUCCUGUAUAUCCGCAGUGUCUCCCCUUUCCCUGAGCUGGAGCAGUUCCUGCAGCACACCAUCAAGAGGUAUCAUCUGCAGGUGUUGGAGGCCGAGGGCGACAUGAAGCAGGCCCUGGGGGAGCUGCGGGCACAGUACCCCCAGCUGGAGGCCGUGUUGAUGGGCACCCGCCGGACGGACCCCUACUCCCGUAGCCUCUGCCCCUUCAGCCCCACAGACCCAGGCUGGCCCUCGUUCAUGCGCAUCAAUCCACUGCUGGACUGGACCUACAGAAACAUCUGGGACUUUCUGCGUCAGCUCUUCAUCCCGUACUGCAUCCUGUAUGACCAAGGGUACACGUCGCUGGGGAGCCGUGAGAACACUGUGAGGAACCCAGCCCUCAAGUGCCUGAGCCCAGGAGGACAGCCCAGCUACCGCCCAGCCUACCUACUGGAGAACGAAGAGGAGGAACGCAAUUCCCGGAUGUGACCUCCGGACACAGCCCCUCGCCCACACCCUGCCCUUCACCCUCAGAGGGCUCCUGCAAGAUGCCGGCUUCCAGGUGCCCAUCAUCAAGACGGGCACAGGGUGGCAGAGCCUGCAGCAG